Molecule: messenger RNA, 1776 nt
Organism: Diaporthe citri
Lineage: Eukaryota; Fungi; Ascomycota; Sordariomycetes; Diaporthales; Diaporthaceae
Exons: 9
Coding region: 1-1776 (591 amino acids)
Biological process (GO): DNA-templated transcription
Molecular function (GO): DNA binding; zinc ion binding; carboxy-lyase activity
Source: RefSeq, a predicted model, not a curated record
AUGAAGCUCAUCAUGAAAGCUCUCAACGUCCCCAUGCCGAACGACGCUUCCCGCACCUUCGUCUUCCACUUCGCAAGCCUGCACUACGUGAAUCAGAGUAUCCCCGACACGGGCCCCUGUGGCGACGUCUAUCUCUCCCGCGCAAGCUGCGUCUACCUGGGCCUAGCCGCGAUAGACACGUGCGAGCGCGGCGGCGAGGUCACCGUCAACGAGACCGUGGCUGCUGGCGGAGGGGAAGGGAGGCCCGUCACGGCUUGGUUGCAAACCUGCUCAGAUCGCGACAACAAAGCCGCAACGGCGUACGCGGAAACCCCAGGUCAUGUCUACCGUGUCGAGAGCGAAAGAGAAGAUGCGGCCAUCCUCGACCGGAAUAAGGGCCGGGCAGGAGAGGAUGACCUCCCUAGCCCCUCGGUGCAGGUCACCGCCAAUGCGGACGCGGUGUCUUCGUUGAGCAAUGCACCCACCGUUCGCGACACCAGCGACGGUCUGUUCUUGGCCGACACAUCCGUGGUCACUAUGGCUCGACGGCGGUCGGUCCAGUCGAGAGAUGAUCCAGCGCGGCAGUCCGCUUUCGAGACAGGCAUUCUACCUCUCCUUGGCGUCAGCAAAGACGACAAUGCGUCGAUGAAUUGUCCCGAGCCGCUCGAGGAUUCUCGUUGGCUGUCCCUGCUUCAUGCCAUCCUCGCCGCUGGUGCUCAAUUCUCCGAUAUGGACUUGCAGCAGCGGACCAUCGUCGCACAACGACACACAAAACAAGCAUUCGAGCUGCUUCGAUCAACAGACUACGUUGCCCGGCCAUCGGAAGAAGCUGUUCAAACCCUACUUCUACUAGGGAAUGUGCUCCAAAAUGAUAUGAAGCCCCAGACGGCCUGGAUUCUCGGAGCCACGACCAUAAGACUUGCGCAAUGCCUCGGUCUUCACAGGAAGACCAACAGCCAGCCCCUGCCCUCAAUUUCUGAUAGAGACGCAAAGAACCUGAGGCUGGCAAUCGUCUGGCAGGAUUCUUUGCUAGCGCUUGCUUUCGGUCGCCCCCCAGCAUCUCACGAAUUUGACUUCAUAGGCGAUUUGGCCCCCCUGGCCGACCAAGACGGCAAUGGCCUUUCGUAUCUCGAAGCCAUGAGCUGGCUCUGCCACGUCACGCUGCCUCACCUGGCCCCACGAGCGAGUUCACCAGUCCAACCAGUUCCAAUAAUCAACGAUAUCAAGUUGCACGUCCUUGGUCAAUUUCAGGAAUCUCUGAGACGCAGCGUACGGGCCUACGUGCGCCUGAGGUCGAUCACGGAACACGCGAGACGCUCUUGGGCCUUCAUACACAACGGACUGACGUCCAUCUUGCUCCUGAGUCUCAUGCGAGAAACAAGGCACUUGCCAGAAACGCGGGUUCUUCAGGACGAACUCAUCGCCAGUCUCUCCGAGGGCAAAAGCGAUUCGGGCUCGGCUGCUGAGCCAGUUUCCGCGAGUCACCUGCCGGCGACUCUCCAGAAAGCACUCCAGGCACUCAAGACUCUCCGAGCGCUGACGGACCGUGACGCAAACAUGCAAGAGUCACGAGUCGAUGAUACCAGUACGGGCCAACCAUCAGCAUCCGCAGCUAGACCUGAGUUUGACCCAGGUGACGAGCCGGGGCCCAUGGAGCAGGACAGCUUCUGGGACAUGGAUGGCUUCAGCUGGGACUUCCCAGUUGACUUGGACAUGUCUCCCUUAGGCGCAUUCGAUUACAUCAUGUCGGACCAGAACUUUGGCGGAGGCAACUCAUUUCCUCCAAACGCGAUGUGA